UGUUACAUGUUCCAAUAUGUUCCAACUAUAGCUCAUUUCUCUCUGUAAGAGUUCUCUAUGUAUAAUAGGAGCAUGUUGGAGCAUGCAACACAACCUGUUGUAACGAUCAUGUAACUUUCGCUAGAGUAGAAAAGUAAAAAUUUUUAUGAUUUACAUAUACACACAUACAUACAAAGAAUUUUCACGUUUCCGCCCUAGGGAAAAUGUUACAUGAUCGCUACCCUGAUUACAACUUAUACAAUGUUACCAAUUCAUAGAAAAUGAAACUAUAGAAACUAUAGCUUAGAGGUUUUGUUGCAACCAACAUUAUCCCCUCUUUUUUUAUGUAAAUUGUCAUGUAACCCUCCCGGCAGCCAAUCGGUGCACAAAAACGUUUAUAUCGUUCUGACUCGUUUCGCAGUUCGUUUCCCUGUUAUUUGGACACGACAAUUUACUGAUACGGUAUUGUUGUUGCGAGGUUAGAACAUGCGAUUUCUGGAAAUACGUGGAUUACCUUCAUGAGAACAGUUGUAGGCGACAAUUAGGAUGUUUCGAUCGACAAGAAGUUUGAUCAUCGCACUGCAACGUGCGAAGGAUUGCCAUUUGCAUACGUGCGGUCAACGAUUAUCAAAGGUUGCCGAAUAUGAAUCUCCUAUCACAGACGAUUAUAAAAAGGGUCCGAGCGAGGGUAGAGCCCUUUACUUGGAUGCUCAAGCCACUACUCCAUUGGAUCCCCGAGUGUUAGAUAAGAUGAUGCCGUAUCUGACAGUGUACCAUGGUAAUCCACAUUCCAGAACUCACAUGUACGGUUGGGAAUCAGAAGCAGCAGUUGAGCAUGCUCGUCAGCAAGUUGCAGAUCUAAUAGGAGCGGACAAGAAGGAAGUGAUAUUUACAUCUGGGGCAACAGAAUGCAAUAAUAUUGCUGUAAAAGGUGUAGCGAGGUUCUACAAAUCCAAGAAAACUCAUAUUGUGACAACCCAGACAGAACACAAAUGCGUACUGGAUUCAUGUAGAGCCCUGGAAGCUGAAGGAUUUGAUGUAACAUACAUUUCUGUAAAAUCAAAUGGUCUUAUUGACCUCAAUGAACUGGAAGCAGCCAUUAGGCCAUCUACAUCACUAGUUUCUGUAAUGAUGGUAAAUAACGAGAUUGGUGUUAAACAGCCUAUUGAAGAAAUUGGUACCAUUUGUAGGAAGAAAAAGGUCUUUUUCCACACAGAUGCUGCACAAGCCAUAGGCAAAGUGCCAAUUGAUGUUAAUGCUAUGAAUAUUGAUCUGAUGUCUAUCAGUGGUCAUAAGUUGUAUGGUCCAAAAGGUAUUGGAGCCCUGUACGUUAGAAGAAGGCCACGAGUGCGCGUAGAACCAUUGCAAAGCGGUGGCGGACAAGAAAGAGGAAUGAGAAGCGGUACUAUACCAGCACCCUUAGCUGUAGGGUUGGGUGCUGCUUGUGAAUUAGCGCAGACAGAAAUGGACUACGAUCACAGAUACAUCAACACAUUGUCGAAUCAUCUGAUUGAAAAGAUAACGUCAAAUUUGCGGCAAGUCGUUCGAAACGGAGAUCCCAUAGCCUGGUAUCCUGGGUGCGUAAAUCUGUCGUUCGCGUGUGUAGAGGGUGAAUCGUUAUUGAUGGCUUUAAAGGAUGUGGCAUUGAGCAGCGGUUCGGCUUGUACCAGCGCGAGCUUGGAACCCAGCUACGUGCUCAGAGCAAUCGGUGCCUCGGAAGAUCUGGCACAUUCCAGUAUCAGGUUCGGUAUCGGACGAUUUACAACGUUCGAAGAAGUCGAUUACACGGCGGACAAUACGAUACAACAUGUAAAGCGACUUCGGGAGAUGAGCCCACUGUGGGAGAUGGUGGAAGAUGGUAUCGACUUGAAGACUAUCAAAUGGACUCAGCACUAGUGCCUGGUUAUCGUGUAACCUUUACAAACUUAAAUAGAUAUAGUAUGUAUAUUUAUCAAUGUAUAAUAUAAUACCGAUCGUGUAAAUCAUAUUAAUAGAUCAAGCCUAGUUGAUUAAGAUAUAAUUUCGCAACGUGUAAUAAAUUUUCAAGAAAGUUGUUUUGCCGCGUUAUCCUAGACCUGAUCCGAUCGUGGCGCGCAACUUGUGUAUAUGUUAUGUA
Messenger RNA from Acromyrmex echinatior (Panamanian leafcutter ant), 2095 nucleotides. It is a transcript of the gene Nfs1, whose product is annotated as Nfs1 cysteine desulfurase. Gene Ontology annotation, molecular function: pyridoxal phosphate binding; cysteine desulfurase activity. The record is from RefSeq and is a predicted model, not a curated record. Gene Ontology annotation, biological process: [2Fe-2S] cluster assembly. Gene Ontology annotation, cellular component: mitochondrion; cytosol; nucleus. Lineage: Eukaryota; Metazoa; Arthropoda; Insecta; Hymenoptera; Formicidae.